UAUACAUAAGUAUACGAUAAUUUACAUAGAUACAAUUAGUAUAUAGUUCAUGCAAGAGUUUAUAUCUGAGUCAUACAAGCAGCGCUCCUCAAACACCAAGCCAUCAAUACUAAGCCGACUAUUCUCGCUCAAAUAACUUGAUAAAAUACGAAAGAUCCAUUAGCGCCUUUCACUCGAACGAAGGCGAAAUCAGUGCAGCGGUUUAGUUCUAAUCGGCAGUUCUUACACGACAGUUGGGAAGCGACGUUAUUCUGAAUAGAGUGUGUAUAAAAAGCUAUAAAAAGUUGUGAUCUGAAUAUGGUCACUAAUAAGCAUCCGUAUGCUGGCAUACUUGAAUUGCAAGGCGAAAUGAGCAAUGCGUCGGCACCGUCAUCAGCCUACAUGCAAACUGACCAUGUAACUUCAACGCAGCCGAGCAGCAGCGGUGUACAGAUGACAGGUGGGCCUCAGAUGCCUAAUUUUUCGACAAUACCCAUGAAUCCAAAUCCGCCGGUGGGGCCAGAAUCUACAGAAAUACGGUGUCCACAAUGUAAAUGCACCGUGAAGACGACUGUUAGACAUCGUUCGACCGCAAAAACUCAUUUGGCUUGUAUACUGCUUUCGUGGACUUGUUGUUGUUGCUGUUUGCCGUACUGUAUGAACUCAUGCCGAAAUGCGAAUCAUUUCUGCCCCAUGUGUGGCACUUUCAUAGGCACCUAUCAAUCAUAAGUGCGCAUAAAGAGAGCAAAAAAGGAGAGCUUACCAGUAAAACGUGUUAUCAAUAUGUUGUACAUGCUAAUAUAUGUACGUUUGUGAACAUUCCAUAAAUAAACGAUUACAUUUCCAUACGUA
Messenger RNA from Bactrocera oleae (olive fruit fly), 831 nucleotides. The record is from RefSeq and is a predicted model, not a curated record. NCBI's taxonomy places the organism in Eukaryota, Metazoa, Arthropoda, Insecta, Diptera, Tephritidae.